UACAUAACGGCCGUGCUAUUGGCGCGCCGGCAGACACGGUGCCGAGACUCUUCAGAGAGAGCGUCCUCCAAGUGCGUGCAAGUUCCUGGAAGUGUGCUUCACCCGGUCCGGCGAGGCGACACGUGCUGCGAGUACUACGACAGUCAGUCUGCGCGCUACGUCCUGCUCGAGGCCGCUGUCUGGACUACUUAUCAAUGAUGUGCUGCCAACAGAGCCGAACAGUGAUCGUGGCGAUCAUCGCGUGCACCUUGGCCGCCUGCGUGGUGGCGAUACCCACGUCCGGCCACCCCCUCAGCAAGAGGUCGUUCUUCGACAUACAGUGCAAGGGCGUGUACGACAAGAGCAUCUUCGCGCGGUUGGACCGCAUCUGCGAGGACUGCUACAACCUGUUCAGAGAGCCCUCCCUGCACUUACUUUGCCGGAAAAACUGCUUCACAUCAGACUACUUCAAAGGUUGCAUUGACGUGCUGCUCCUUCAAGAUGACAUGGAAAAAAUUCAAGGAGCAAUAAAACAGUUACAUGGGGGAGACCCUGAGGUUUAGGUCUAAUUGCUUCAGCAGUGCCUAUUUCACAAGCUGCUUGGAAUCCUUGCUUCUCACAGAAGAAGAUGAGAAUUUCAGUCAGAUGGUCGAGUUCCUAGGAAAGAAGUAAAAUAUAUAUGAUCGCGUUACGCAACAGGCCUGUCAGUCAUCCAACAGCAUACACUCUUCUUGUCCACGGAAGCACACGCCAUCCACAUCUACAUAUUCUAGUCUUGAAGAAGCAGAUAGACAGUGCAACGCAUCAUGAUUUUCUGUUUUAUCAUCACAUCAUCAUUCCUCUACAUGAUCACCAAAUGAUUUAACAUCACCAUCCAAGUGAUAUAUACAACAUUGUCAAUGAGUGUCGUACACACAAGCGUAUCCGUUCAGGUUUCUUCUAUAAUGUUUGUCAUUAGGUUUUCCAUCACAUCCAAACAAUUCUGAUAAUUUAAGUAUUAAUUUAUUUGUUGUGUAUAUUUGUUGCAUAUGAGAAUGAGUUUUGAAUGUCAUAACAGUAAGGUGCAAAUGUAUUUAAAACAAAUGUUCACCUACUACAAGCACAUAUCAGGAUUCUUAAUAUGUUUUAAGAAAUUCAGAAAGCACCCUAUUGUAGGGAAGUGUAGUAGGUGGAGAUUGUGUGUAUGAGAGUGACAUAAAUUAACAAAGGUGGUUCUUAGGCAGCUAUUUAUUAUAAGUGUUUCUUGAUAGUUUUUGUUUGGUUUCUAAAAUAAGUGUGCACUAAAAAGUACAAUUACUAGUUUGGUUAAUAAGAUAUUCAGAAUUUCAAAGAUCAGAAAAUUAUAAUAUAUAUACUGUACAUUCUUUAAGCUUUUCAUAACAAAUUUUUCCUUUGUAGAAAAUGCAAAAUUACUUUCGAAACCUUUAAAUAACCACUACAAGAGUAUUUUUCUAAUAAUGUACACUCUCAACACAGUUGCCUUCAUUAUAGUUGACAAUACAAGUUUUUUUUAACAAAUGUAGUUAGUACAAAUUGGUAGCAUUUUUAGAUACACGGUAUCAUUCCACUGUCAGUAUUCCUAAAUGCAUUGUAUGUUUUAUGUUGGUAAACUUUAUGUAAGCUUUCUCUGAAGAAAAGCAUGUAUUUAUUACACGUUAACAGUAUUUAUUUAUAAUUAAGUUCGAGUUGAACUUUAAUGCAAUGUAAGAUAGUUUGCAUCAGUUACAAACCAAUAUUUUAAAAAUAUUUGGCGAUAAAUUAGAUUUAUCUGUUACAUGUCAGAUGUUAUUAGUUCAAACACUAAAUGUGUUUCCUAAUUUUUAGUGUUGUCAUAUUAUUUGAAAUAUUUAUUUUUUAGAUUAUAGUAGAGAUGAGUACGGGUUUUACUUAGUUUCUAUUUCAUUUUUAACAUUAUGACUUCUGCUUGCCAAAAUGUGUUUGUUGAAUGUUUAGCAGUAUUUCAUUAGCACCUUAAUUCUCUUCAUAAUUGUAACAUAAUACUUUGAUUUAUUUAUUGUUUGAAUGAUUUAUUUUGAAAAAUGCUUUUUAAUACCUUUUCUACCAUGUAGUUUCUUAGAAUCUAUAAAGAUUUAUUUUAGAUUUUUGUUAUAAAACUGGAAACUUUAAAUCACUGGACAAAUUAAAUAUCUAUAUCUGAAGGA
Molecule: messenger RNA, 2141 nt
Organism: Bacillus rossius redtenbacheri
Lineage: Eukaryota; Metazoa; Arthropoda; Insecta; Phasmatodea; Bacillidae
Gene: ITP
Product: ion transport peptide-like
Exons: 4
Coding region: 195-542 (115 amino acids)
Biological process (GO): circadian rhythm
Cellular component (GO): extracellular region
Molecular function (GO): neuropeptide hormone activity
Source: RefSeq, a predicted model, not a curated record